Stylonychia lemnae is the source of this 330-nucleotide messenger RNA. Lineage: Eukaryota; Ciliophora; Spirotrichea; Sporadotrichida; Oxytrichidae. The record is from the annotation of a GenBank genome assembly.
AUGCCAUAUUAAUGCAUUCAAGAUGCUGAGUAGGGAUUGAUUAACUCUUUGGCAUAUCAAAAUAACUACAAACUUAAGAUUAGAGGCAUCUCAAUACAUCUGUUAGAGCUUAGACUUAAAAAAACAGCGGAAACUGAUGAUAACUAGCUUGAAUUAGAGGAAUAACUUUCAGCUCGAUAAAAAGAUAAAAAGUCAGGAAAUCUUAAUAAAGGAGAAUAUAACAAAGUUAAUGAUAGUAUAGAAGAUUUAGAAAAUACUCAAAAUUCCAGAGACAAUAGUAAUGGUAGUGGUAGUGGUAAUAACAAUAACAAUAACAUAUACAGAUUUUGA